GACGGUAUACCACAUGCCGUCGGUUGCCAUGAUCAAGAAGGACAGUUUGCUGGGGUCGAUCUUGGUAAAUGUCACAACCGGCUCAGCGGUCAGAUACGGUGGCGUCUGGAAGUCACCGUGGCGUCUGGAAGUCACCGUGGCGUCUGGAAGUCACCGUGGCGUCAGGGGUGAUGUACCCUAAAAUCACAUUCUAUCGGUAAGUAUAUGUAUGUGGUUGAGGCUGAGCAGUGGCAUUUUGUUAAAUCUGCGCGGUCUGGCCAAAGCCACAGUCUGUGUGGUGGUUGAUUCCCCGACUCUCAAUGCUCCUCUUGUUGUCGUUGCAUGUGGAACUGCUAGCAGCAUAGCACUACUUUUUUACUUGCAACUACAUUUGAGUGAGAACCUUUUCCGCCUUUCUCUUGUAUGCACUAAAGGCACUGAACUGCAACUAAAAGCCAAGACUAAUCUAGUCAUUCGUUGUUAUCCACAUUCUAAAAUGGGCCAAGAAAAUCAUAACGCUCCUUGGCGUCUGGCUGGAACCAGCUAUGCCUCUCCUGGCCGCCAACACGAACUGGCCAAUCAAACCCCAGCCUGUCAACCUCGACGUCGUCGUCAUCUCUUGGGGCAUCUCACGAGUUACUAUUCUGUUUCUGGACAUCAACGCGAUCAAGCCAUUGAGAUGUGAGCUGGAGGAAAUGAUAUCUUCAGCAGUCUCAGGCAUCCAGUUUGUUGCCAUCGGAGCUCUGACUAUAUAUACCAUAGAUCGUUU
Molecule: messenger RNA, 748 nt
Organism: Phialemonium atrogriseum
Lineage: Eukaryota; Fungi; Ascomycota; Sordariomycetes; Cephalothecales; Cephalothecaceae
Exons: 1
Coding region: 209-664 (151 amino acids)
Source: RefSeq, a predicted model, not a curated record